Messenger RNA from Dentiscutata heterogama, 231 nucleotides. Lineage: Eukaryota; Fungi; Glomeromycota; Glomeromycetes; Diversisporales; Gigasporaceae. The record is from the annotation of a GenBank genome assembly.
GUCAACGAAAAUAUUAAGAUCUCGAAAACCUUCCAAAAAUGCUUUUCGAUACUUUGACGGUAGAAGAUUCCAUAACGAUGCAAAUUCAAAAUACAUAAUGCCAAAUGAUGACGAAGAAGUUGAUAGACUUCAAAUACAGCAUUUUCUUUACCGUAACAUAUGGAAUGGUAAUUAUUCGGCUCCAGUAACCGAGCUUCUCGAGCGUGGCAAUUGUAAAAUUCUUGACGUUGG